Molecule: messenger RNA, 4206 nt
Organism: Emericellopsis cladophorae
Lineage: Eukaryota; Fungi; Ascomycota; Sordariomycetes; Hypocreales; Bionectriaceae
Exons: 2
Coding region: 1-4206 (1401 amino acids)
Biological process (GO): transmembrane transport
Cellular component (GO): membrane
Molecular function (GO): ABC-type transporter activity; ATP hydrolysis activity; ATP binding
Source: RefSeq, a predicted model, not a curated record
AUGGAUACCGCCCAAGCCGGGAGUCUUCCCAAAGCAAGCCCAGCAAAAGAGUACCCAAAGACCAAAGGUCAUGAUGAAUGGGCUUUGCAAUCAGAAGUCGCCGCCUUUGCGGCCCGAGACGAAACAUCUGGGUUCCCUCGCCGAGAGCUGGGUGUGACGUGGAAAGAUUUGACGGUUGAGGCGCUCAGCACGGGUGCUGCCAUUCACGAGAAUGUCAUAUCCCAAUUCAACAUUCCAACCAAGAUUCGCGAGUCUCGACAUAAGCCCCCCCUGAGAAAGAUCCUCAACAACAGCCACGGAUGUGUCAAGCCCGGCGAGAUGCUCCUUGUGCUAGGGCGUCCAGGGUCCGGAUGCACGACACUGCUGAACAUGCUCGCCAACAAGAGGCGUAGCUAUGCCAAGGUCUCUGGCAACGUCAACUAUGGCUCCAUGGAUGCCGAGGAGGCUGAUGGUUACCGAGGCCAAAUUGUGAUGAACACGGAAGAAGAGCUCUUCUUUCCAUCCCUGACCGUUGGUCAAACAUUGGAUUUUGCCACUCGGCUUAAGAUAGGCGCUCAUCUCCCACAAGGCGUUUCAAGCCAAGAGGAGCAACGCCUUGCUUCCCGAGAGUUUCUGCUCAAGUCCAUGGGCAUUGAGCAUACCACCGACACGAAAGUGGGCAACGCUUUUGUCCGUGGCGUUUCCGGCGGUGAAAGGAAACGAGUUUCCAUCAUUGAAUGUCUCGCUUCGAAAGGCAGUGUCUUUUGUUGGGACAACUCAACUCGAGGGCUGGACGCCAGCACUGCCCUUGAAUACACCAAAGCUAUUCGAGCAAUGACGGACAUUCUCGGCCUCUCAACUAUCGUGACGCUAUACCAAGCGGGCAAUGGGAUUUACAAUCUUUUCGACAAGGUGCUCGUGCUGGACGAAGGCCAGCAGGUAUACUACGGACCGAUGACUGAAGCAAAGCCUUUCAUGGAGGAGCUGGGCUUUGUCUGCCAACCUGGAGCCAACGUGGCUGACUACCUAACGGGUGUCACUGUCUCCACGGAACGCCAAGUUCGACCCGAAUGGGAAAACAAGUUCCCCAGAACGGCCGAGGAGAUCCGUCGACGUUACGAGGAGUCACCAUUGUAUCCGCGAAUGCGGGCCGAGUACGGCUAUCCGACAACCGAAGAGGCCAAGACCAAGACCCUCGCCUUCAAGGAGGGCGUCACCAUGGAGAAGGACAAGCGCUUGCCCGCUUCCAGUCCCCUCACUGUCGGGUUCAUGGCACAGACCAAGGCGUGUGUGAUACGACAGUACCAAAUCAUCUGGGGCGACAAGAUUACAUUCAUCAUCAAGCAAGUGUCCACCAUCAUCCAGGCCCUCAUCGCUGGUUCCCUCUUCUACAACGCGCCCGAUACGACUGCGGGUCUCUUCAUCAAGUCUGGCGCCUGCUUCUUUGCCGUGCUUUUCAAUAGCUUGCUGUCCAUGUCUGAAGUCACAGACUCAUUCUCUGGUCGUCCAGUCCUGCUCAAGCACAAGUCGUUCGCCUUCUUCCAUCCAGCUGCAUUCUGUAUCGCUCAAAUUACUGCAGACAUUCCACUCAUCCUGUUCCAGGUAUCCACCUUUACUCUCAUUCUGUACUUCAUGGUGGGCCUGACCACAGACGCUGGCAUCUUCUUCACUUUCUGGAUCAUCCUCGUUGCCACGACGUUCUGCAUGACGGCCCUGUUUCGUGCCGUGGGUGCGGCGUUUAGCACCUUUGACGGCGCUUCCAAGGUCUCUGGCUUCCUCAUCACCGCUUGUAUCAUCUACACCGGCUACAUGAUUCAGAAGCCACAGAUGCACCCAUGGUUUGUGUGGAUCUUUUGGAUAGACCCCUUGGCGUACGCCUUUGACGCCAUGCUGUCAAACGAAUUCCAUGGCAAGACCAUAUCUUGCGUCGGCCCCAAUCUCAUCCCGAGCGGUGGCGACUACACGAGCGCUGCAAACCAGGCCUGUGCAGGUGUUGGCGGCGCUGUGCCCGGCCAGACCUAUGUUGACGGCGAUGCAUACUUGGCCUCGCUUUCCUACAGCCACGCGCACAUAUGGCGCAAUUUCGGCAUCGUCUGGGCUUGGUGGGCUUUGUUCGUGGCCAUUACCAUCUUUUCUACAUCUCGCUGGCACGCCGCAUCCGAGGACGGACCCAGUCUUGUUAUCCCUCGCGAGAAAGCUGCCAUCAGGGUCGGCCGUCGUGAUGACGAGGAGCAGGGCGGUAAGACCGCUGCGAGCUCCAGCACGCCUUCGCGCGAUGGCUCGGAUGACGAAACCAGCCAGCCCAACCUGAUCCGCAACACAUCGAUCUUCACGUGGAAGAACCUCUCCUACACAGUCAAGACGCCCCAGGGAGACCGCCUUUUGCUUGACAAUGUGCAAGGCUGGGUCAAGCCUGGAAACUUGACGGCGCUGAUGGGAUCCUCUGGCGCCGGCAAGACGACCUUGCUCGAUGUUCUCGCUCAGCGCAAAACGGACGGCACUAUCCAUGGUUCUAUCAUGGUCGACGGCCGCCCCCUGCCGGUGUCUUUCCAGCGGUCCGCUGGCUACUGCGAGCAGCUUGAUGUGCACGAGUCGUACGCCACUGUGCGCGAGGCCCUGGAGUUCUCCGCCCUCCUGCGCCAGAGUCGUGAGACACCCCGUGCGGAAAAGCUGUCCUAUGUGAACACUAUCAUUGAUCUUUUGGAGCUCCACGACAUUGCGGAUACGCUGAUUGGCGAGGUCGGUGCUGGGUUGAGCGUUGAGCAACGGAAGCGCGUCACCAUUGGUGUCGAGCUGGUUUCCAAACCCACCAUCCUGGUCUUCCUCGACGAGCCGACCUCGGGCUUGGACGGCCAGUCUGCAUACCACACGGUGCGCUUCCUCAAGAAGCUGGCGGCUGUCGGUCAGGCGGUGCUCGUCACCAUCCACCAACCGUCUGCCCAGCUGUUCGCCCAGUUUGACACGCUGUUGCUGCUGGCCAAGGGCGGAAAGACGGUCUACUUUGGUGAGAUUGGCGAGCAGGCGUCUACCGUGCAGGGCUACUUUGGUCGCUACGGCGCUCCCUGCCCGCCCGGCGUGAAUCCGGCCGAGCACAUGAUUGAUGUCGUCUCCGGCACCUUGUCGCGUGGCACCGACUGGAGCGAGACAUGGCUGGCGUCCCCCGAGUACGAGAAGAUGACGAGCGAGCUCGACAGCAUGAUCAGCGAUGCCGCGUCCAAGCCCCCUGGCACGGUGGAUGACGGGCACGAAUUCGCCAUGCCCCUCUGGGAGCAGACCAAGCUGGUCACGCAUCGCAUGAAUGUCUCCCUGUUCCGCAACGUCGACUAUGUCAACAACAAGCUCGCCCUGCACAUAUUCUCCGCCCUGUUCAACGGAUUCAGUUUCUGGAUGGUCGGCGACUCGGUCGGCGACAUGCAGCUCAAGCUGUUUACCAUCUUCAACUUCAUCUUCGUCGCCCCUGGUGUCCUCGCGCAGUUGCAGCCCCUGUUCAUCCACCGUCGCGACAUAUUUGAGACCAGGGAGAAGAAGAGCAAGAUGUAUUCAUGGGUCGCAUUUGUCACGGGCCUGAUUGUCUCCGAGAUCCCCUAUCUUGUCAUCUGCGGCGUCCUCUACUUUGUCUGCUGGUACUACACGGUCGGGUUCCCGACGGAUUCCGACCGCGCCGGCGCCACCUUCUUCGUCGUUCUCAUGUACGAGUUUCUGUACACGGGCAUCGGCCAGUUCAUCGCCGCGUACGCUCCGAAUGAGGUGUUUGCAUCUCUUGUCAACCCCCUCAUUAUCGGUAUCCUCGUCUCGUUCUGUGGCGUGUUGGUCCCGUACGCCCAGAUCCUCGCCUUUUGGCGGCACUGGCUCUACUGGCUCAACCCCUUCAACUACCUCAUGGGCAGCCUGCUCGUGUUCAACCUCUGGGGCACGGAGAUUACGUGCAAAGACCGUGAGCUGGCCGUCUUUGACCCCGUCAACGGCACGACUUGCGGCGAGUACCUGUCUGACUACUUGACGCAGGGCAUGGGACGGGCGAGCCAUCUCGUCAACCCGGAUGCCACGGCCAACUGCCAGGUAUGCACGUACUCAAAGGGCGAGGACUACCUCCGGACUUUGAACCUGAAUGCAUACUCGUACGGAUGGCGCGACGCUGGCAUUGUGGUCGCCAUGUGUUUCAGCUCCUACGCUUUGGUGUACUUGCUGAUGAAGCUGCGUACCAAGACGUCCAAGAAGGCCGAGUAG